AUGCAAAGCCUGCUGGACUCUGUGCUGUUUCCGCCGCUGCAGGCGGUGUGUGGCCCACUCGACGCCACUGUGGGGCUGUACGUGGUCGACUCGCUGGCUGCCUUUGCUGACCGCUUCCAGGUGGCGCUCACCUCGGCCUGCCUCUUCAUCGUCACCUUUCACAUCCUCAAGUGGUUUGUCUCGCCGGCGGUGUUUGGCGCAACGUACGCCAAGCUCACGCCGGUGGACAAGUUCCGCUGGAACGAGAAGCUCAUCUCGGUCAUCCACGCUUCGAUCGCCACCGUCGGCGCCGCCGCCUCGGCCUGGCACACCUUCUCCUCGCUGCCAGACAGCCUCAACUCGAUGACCAACUACGAGCUCAUCCUGGGCGUCAACAACACUCCGCUGCAUCGUGACUUUUUCAUCCAGACCUCCAUCGGCUAUUUUCUCUCGGACCUCUUCCUCUACACCCUCCCGCCCAUCCACCACUCGGCCUUUGAGUUCUUCCACCACAUUGUCGCUGGCGGCUCGUACACUCUCGGCGUGUACUACCAGUGGGGCACCUGGAUCCAGAUCAACUUUCUCCUCAACGAGGUCUCGACACCCUUCCUCCAGCUCACCUGGUUCUUCCGCUAUACCGGCCUCCGCCACUCGCCCGUCGACAAGACCAACCGCAAGGUCUUUGCCCUUCUCUUCUUCAUCUCGCGCGUUGUCUGGAACUCGAUCUUCUGCUGGCAUGUCAUCCAGGCCCUGGUCUACGUCACCAUCGACCCGUGGGUCACACCGCGCCUCUUCUGGGUCCAAGUCGUCCUCAUCAUCUCCCAUUGCUCGCUGCAGUACUUUUGGUUCUACCGGAUCAUGGCUAUCGCUCUCGGCGCCUCGUCAGCGCCGGGCGAGCCUGUUGCACCCGCCUCGCACGCCAAGUCACAGUAGCCAGCCGCUCUGUAUUCCGGGCGCUUGGGCAUCUCGUGGCUCGCACCCUCCAGACCUUAACACCUGUGCCAGCU
Thecamonas trahens ATCC 50062 is the source of this 986-nucleotide messenger RNA. RefSeq lists its product as uncharacterized. Bases 1 to 912 code for a protein of 303 amino acids. The transcript has a single exon. Gene Ontology annotation, cellular component: membrane; endoplasmic reticulum. The record is from RefSeq and is a predicted model, not a curated record. Lineage: Eukaryota; Apusomonadida; Apusomonadidae. Gene Ontology annotation, biological process: lipid homeostasis.